AUGGCGGAUAUUCGCAGCUUCUUUGCCCCUGAGGGUUUCACGACCAGUCAGGGGAAGGAGUUCAGCAAUGCGUCGCUCAGCAACAAGGGCAGCAAGAGCAGCAAAGCCCGUGCUUCACACAGCCCUCGAAAGGCGACUGCGUCUGCGGCACAGCCAGAACGGAGGAAGUCAGCACCAGUGGCUGCAGCGAAAUCCUCCAGACAUCGCCGUGGAGAGGCCCCCGAGAAGCGGGGUCGUUCCAAGGUGACACCCAGGCCUAACAGCAGCAGCAGCAGCAGCAGCAGCGACAGCAGCAGCGACAGCGAGAAGAGUGAAGCCCACCAAGAGGAGUCUGAUGGCACCAGUAGCAGCGAGGAGGAGACUUUGAGCCCCCCCAAGACUGCCUCUGCCGCAAGGAAGGGUGGACGCCUACGCCGAGUGGUGGUAUCGGACAGCGACGAGGAGUGUGCAGAGGUGGAGAGCCUCCCGCAGAGUGAAAAUACUGGCGGCGGCAGCGGCAAGAAGAGCAAUCAGCAGCAUCCGCAGACGCAGAAGCAGCGAAAAGGCUUCAAGGGCACGCGUUGCGUUGUACUGGAGCCAGGGGAGUCUGAGAGCGAGGAGGAACAGCCGAGAAUCCGACGGGGAAAAGGCUCUACCGCCCCAGCAGUCACCCUCGAUAAGUUUCUCAAGUCGACGCCUUCUAGUGGUGGGUGUGGCAAUGCUGGUGCUGCUGCUCUCCCAAACGCGGAGCAGCAGAAGAAGAACGCUUCCCAAAGGAUCGAGGUGGACGUGGAUUCAUUCUUUGCCGCUGCAGCUACAAAGGAGCUGCAAAAACACAAGAAGAAAACACCUUCUGACGCCAAAGCACCACCAGCCCCUGCUGCCACUGCUGCGGUUGGAGGGGUUGGGUGUCUAGUCGGCAAGAGGCGUCGUGAGUGUGUAGGUCUUGAGGCGUGGCAGACGGAAACUUCCCUGUAUGAGGCUCAGAGUAUGUGGCUUUGUGUGGUAGCAGAUGUUCGGGAAGAUCUGCAUUCUCCGAAGAUUCGAAAGCGCAGACUCUCAGUUGCAGAUGACAGGAGCAUGCAAGCAGCGGCACCAGCCCCGAAGUCUCCGAAGCGCCUCCAAAGCAAGAAGCUGUGCAGCAGCAAUACUAGCAGCAGCAGCAAUAGCACAAGCGACAAGCCACUGGCUGGUAUGAAGCUUGUCUUGACGGGAGUCUUGAAGCAGAUGCCUAGAGAAGUUGCAGCGGAACGAAUCGUUGCAGCAGGCGGUUCUGUUACGACUGCGGUGUCUGGAAAGACGAACUAUUUGGUAGUGGGGGCUGAGUUGGAAGACGGCCGGCCCGUGGAGUCGGGGAUGAAACAUCGAAAGGCUACUGAGCUGCAGCAGAAGGGAGGCAACAUUCGCAUAAUCCGUGAGGAGGAGUUCUUAGAGAUGUUGGGGGGGGUGGCGCAUGCAGCAUCCUCUGCGCCUCUGAAGUCUGCAGCAGAAAAAGCUGCCCCUGCAGCAGCGAAUCGAGCUGCAUCGGCAGCAGCGCUUCCAUCCUUGCCAGCAGCAGCUGCACUUCAAGUCCAAGACAGCAGAUGGUCAGUGUGGGCAGAGAAGUAUCGUCCACAGACACCCGAGGAGUUCGUAGGCAACGAGGGGCCUUUCCAGCUUCUUCUGCAGUGGCUAAGGGAUUGGCACGACGUCUGCAUCAAGGGCAUUGGGAAGACGACUGCAGCGGCAGUAGCGGCACGGCGAUAUGGCUUUCAGUUGUUGGAAUUCAAUGCCUCAGAUUCGCGAAAUAAGGCGCAUAUAGAAGAGCUGCAAGACUUAGUGACUGGCGGCGUAACAGUCAACUUCUUCAAGCUCGACAAGAACGGCAAAACAACGCCUACUGCCUCAGGCGCUGCAGCAGCACAUGGGGAAGGCAAAUUUCCGUGCCUCCUAUUGGAUGAGGUUGACGGCCUUAGUGGAGGAGACAGGGGGGGAUCUCAGGCAAUGCUGAAGCUGAUAGACACGACUCGGAUACCUAUCAUUUGCGUGUGCAAUGAUCGAAUGAGCACCAAGGUGAGGACUAUUGCUAGCCGAUGUUUGGAUCUCCGAUUCGAAAAGCCGACACUUGCACUUCUCAGAGCUCGCAUGCAGCAAAUUGCGGCGGCGGAGGACCUCGUUGUUUCCGACGAGACGCUUUCCAGGAUUGCUGAGAUUUCAGGGGGAGACAUGCGUCAGUGUGUUGGACAGCUGCAGCUGCUUGCGACACAGAUGCGACACCGAAAGUUAGGCGGAGCUGCACUUUCUGCUGGGAAGGACGCUCAAGUGACGUUGGGCCCCUUCGAGUGCUGCAAGCUGCUGCUCGACAGCCGCACUGGCAGCAAAAUGAAGCUAUGGGAAAAGGUGGAUAUGUUUUUCGUAGAUUAUGACAUGCUCCCCCUCCUCAUUCAGGAAAAUUACUUGACUGCCAUAGGCCAAGGGCUGCACCAGCAACUAGGGAACACGUCUUCUUUGCAUUCUUGGGAUUCCCAUGGCACUUUGGGGACUGCUCCCUCACCAGAACUGUGUGCUCUAGAGAGCAGCGCGAAGGCAUCACGUGCUUUGUGCCUGGCAGACAGAGCAAAUGCAGUCCUUAGAUCCAACCAGGAGUGGUCUUUGCUCCCGACUAUGGCAGCUUUCUGUUGCGUGGACGUUCCCGCGGAGGCUGUCGCUCCUUUGGCUUGUGGCGGAGAUCCUAAGGCCACUGUAGAGCGUUUGAGUACAUAUGGGCUAAGGAGGGAGCACUUAGUGGAUCAUAUGCAAUCGCUUAUGCUCAGGAAACAGGCGCGAUUGUAUGAAUCCGUCGAGAGCAAGUCGAAGGCGGCAUUCACGCGGCUUUGCUCCUCGCUGCUGCAGCAGCAGACGCAAAUACACUGCUCAAAAUCCAAAAAUAGGACGCAGUCUCUUAAAGAGGUGAUAUAUGCUACACAGGCUGACCUUUGA
Messenger RNA from Cyclospora cayetanensis, 2937 nucleotides. RefSeq names its product replication factor C subunit 1. Bases 1 to 2937 code for a protein of 978 amino acids. The record is from RefSeq and is a predicted model, not a curated record. Gene Ontology annotation, biological process: DNA repair; DNA replication. NCBI's taxonomy places the organism in Eukaryota, Apicomplexa, Conoidasida, Eucoccidiorida, Eimeriidae. Gene Ontology annotation, cellular component: DNA replication factor C complex; nucleus. The transcript is spliced from 13 exons. Gene Ontology annotation, molecular function: ATP hydrolysis activity; DNA binding; DNA clamp loader activity.